Argentina anserina (silverweed cinquefoil) is the source of this 2145-nucleotide messenger RNA. RefSeq names its product glucan endo-1,3-beta-glucosidase-like. Lineage: Eukaryota; Viridiplantae; Streptophyta; Magnoliopsida; Rosales; Rosaceae. Gene Ontology annotation, cellular component: plasma membrane. The record is from RefSeq and is a predicted model, not a curated record. The transcript is spliced from 3 exons. The coding region runs from base 398 to 1930 and encodes 510 amino acids. Gene Ontology annotation, biological process: carbohydrate metabolic process. Gene Ontology annotation, molecular function: hydrolase activity, hydrolyzing O-glycosyl compounds.
CGAACAUCUGUUACUCUCCAAAGUUUGAGUUUAGUCCCUGCUAUGGAGGCCAGAAUCCUUAAUAUAUCCGUUGUAGAACCUUUAACCCUCACACUUCAUUUCAACAGAAUCAAAGUAACGGUUUCCGUCCAAAACAAUGAUGUCGAUGACAUAAACCGAAAGCGUCGAAUCAAACCUUUGAAAAGAAAAAACAGAACCAGCAAAGUGAGCAAAGGACCCACUUCGCCACGUCUACCCACACCGACGUAAAGUCCCAAUCAAGGCGGGCCCCACUCUUCCUUCCUCCAAAACCUUUCAAAUACAAACAACAUAUGCUCGCUUCCCAGGUACUACCACUCAACAACAGUCCUCUUCUUCUUUAGUCCUUCCUUUACUUUCUUCUUCUUCUCCUGAAGCCAUGGAGCCCAAUAAGCUCCUCCUCCUCCUCUUCUUCCUCUCCGCCUGCCACCUCAUCCUCACCGCCGCUAUCGGCGUCAACUACGGCACAGUAGCCAACAACCUCCCGCCCCCAGCCCAGGUCGCCACCUUCCUCAAGACCAAGACCACCAUCGACCGAGUCAAGAUCUUCGACACCAACCCCGACGUCCUCCGCGCCUUCGCCAACACCGGCAUCUCCGUCACUGUCACCGUUGGCAACGGCGACUUCCCCCCACUCGCCAAGCUCCCCGCCGCCCAGUCCUGGGUCGCCGCCAACAUCCUCCCCUUCUACCCCCGCACCAAAAUCAACCGCAUCGCCGUCGGAAAUGAAAUCCUCGCCACGUCGGACAAGGACCUCAUCGCGCAUCUCCUGCCGGCUAUGAAGGCGCUCCACUCGGCCCUCAGCCUCGCCAACGUCACAUCCAUUCAGGUCUCGACACCUCACUCGCUCGGCAUACUCGCCCCCAACACGGGCCCACCCAGCCUCGGUCAGUUCCGCUCCGGCUACGACAAGGUCAUCUUCCAGCCGAUCUUGGAGUACCAUCGCCAGACCAAGUCCCCUUUCCUCGUCAACCCCUACCCGUUUUUUGGACUCUCACCCGACACGCUCAACUACGCCACUUUCCGACCGAACAGCGGAGUUUUCGACAAUGCUACCGGCAUGAACUACACCAACAUGUUCGACGCACAGAUGGACGCGGUUUUCUCGGCGAUGAAGAAGGUCGGCUACGAAGAUGUGGAUCUAGUAGUCGCCGAAACCGGUUGGCCCUCCGCCGGCGACCCGAACCAACUCGGUGUGAGCUUGGAAAACGCCGAGGCCUACAACGGCAACCUCAUCCGCCAUGUCGGCUCCGGGAAAGGCACGCCGUUGAUGCCGAACAGGACUUUCGAGACUUACAUUUUCGCGCUGUUCAACGAGAACCUGAAGCCCACUCUGUCGGAGCAGAAUUACGGGCUGUUCAAAUCCGACUUCGACCCGGUUUACGACGUCGGCCUUUUACGUAACGGCCAGGCAGCGGGCCCCGCAUCAGGGCCGGCAUCAGGCCCAUCGGCGAGUGCAGCGACAGGCCCAGUGGCAAUGGGUCCCACUCCCGACGGGGUAGCGCAGUCUCCGGCGGCGGCGGGGAAGAGCUGGUGCGUGCCGAAGUCGAAUGUGAGCAACGCGGCGCUGCAGAAGAACAUUGACUACGUAUGCAGCAGCGGAAUAGACUGCAAGCCCAUACAGAACGGUGGGCCGUGUUUCGAGCCCAACACAGUGAAGUCGCAUGCCGCUUACGUCAUGAACGCUUAUUACCAGGAGCAUGGCCCACAGGAUAUCAACUGCGAUUUCAACGGCACCGGAGUCGUCACCAACACUGAUCCCAGUUACAAAACGUGCACGUACCCUAACAAGGCGGAGAAGGAGGCAAAGUCGCCAGCAAAGUCGGUGACGGGAAGCUCAAUGAGGAUGAGGUGUAGCAAGGUGGGUCUGUUUUCUCUAAUGGUCGGUUGUGGGGUAAUGCUUAAUAUAUAGGAAAAAUGUAAGUAGUAUGGAACUCAUAUUGUUAUAGGGUUACUAUUACAUUUGUAGUGCGGGGACUAUUAUUCUAGUGGCCAUUUUUUGGGUGAUAGGGCAUGAGAUUUGGACCUCAUAGCUAGAAGUUGACUAGGGUUUGGACCAUUCAGAUGUUAUUUAAGGUGCUUUUGAAUUUUUCACAUAUAUGAUAUGUAUACCAUGUUUCAGGACUA